AUGUCGCACCGCGCCGCUGCGGCAGCAGCCGCUGCAGCAGCAGCAGCAGCAGCACCAGCUGCCUCGACUGCAUCAUUUUCACCGGGAGCAGCAGCCGGAACAGCAGCAACCGCAGCAGCAACAGCAGCAGCAGCACAAGGCCUCGCUGGCUAUACACUGCGCUCUCUUCGCAUUGUUUAUUCUUCUCCUUCUGCCUCGGAGUUAACAAAGACAAUCACUUCCCUCAAAAGAUCUCUUAAUUGGAUGCCUGCAGCAGAAGCCCCGUCAGCAGCAGCAACUGCAGCAGCAGCAGCAGCAGCAACUGCAGCAGCAACUGCAGCAGCACCUGGAGCUGCUGCAGCAGACUGCCACAAAUCCGAAGCAGCUGCAGCCCCAGCCUCAGACCCUGCAGCAGCAUCAGCAGCGGCUGCAGCAGCACAACCACCAUCCCCAGCACCAGCAGCACCUGCAGCAGCACCUGCAGCAGCACCUGCAGCAGCACCUGCAGCAGCAGCAGCAGCACGUGCAGCAGCAGCAGCAGCAGGAUUAGAGUUGUACGGGUAUCCUGGUGGUUGCAUUUGUAUACCUCGCCGUUUACCUCGAGAUGAGUGGAGAGAGCAGCUUACCACCGUAGAGAACCAUCAAAGGGUCCUGCUUCAGCAGCAGCAGCAGCAACAGCAGCAGCAACAGCAGCAACAUCGGCAGCAGCAGCAGCAGCUGUUGCAUGCACACCGCGACAGUUGCUGUGGGGAAUUCUUCGCAUGCAGCAGAGUCGCUGGAAUUUGGCUGGCAAAGCCCCAGCAACAGCUUCACAACAGAACGCCUACAGCAGCAGCAGCAGCAGCAGCAGCAGCAGCAGCAGCAGCAGCAGCAGCAGCAGCAGCAAUAUUAGCAGCGAAAGCAGCGGCUUUAGGGGAAUCAGCGGCUGCCACCGCAGCAGCGUGCAGCAGCGGCAUCGGGAUCAAUAGGCGUCAGCAGCAGCAGCAGCAGCUGCAGCACCAAUUUCAUCAUCAGCAGGAGCAGCAGGAGCAGCAGCAGGAGCAGCAGCAGGAUGGGUGCGCAUUCUUGGCUCUUGGGGUUUUGCAUAUAUUGCCGGAGGCGGUGGAGCUGCUGACAGAGCUUGAGGUGUAUAUACACCUCAAUGGGAAGCCUUAUGCUCUGACCUUUUGUUUAGUUUUCAUCGGCUAUGUAGUCAUUCUUUUCUGCGAGGAGGUCCUCUGCGGCGACUCACAUGAAGAUGAGGGGCAGCACGAAGAGCGGGGGAAGGACAGCAGCAGCAAAGGCAGCCAAUCGACAGAAGCACAAGAAUUAGAGCCCCCUCUCGACGCUAUGGAGAGCGGGGUAAAGACAGAACUGACGGUUCUAUCGACGCGGAGUAUAAAGACAGCAGCAGCAGCAGCAGCAGCAGCAGCAGAUGAAGAAGAUGAAGAUGAAGAUGAAGAAGCUGUAGCGGGCGCUGCUGCUGAGCUGUCUAUGCUUUGGAUGGUGACGGCGGUCGUCAUUGGCCACAAAUGGGCAGAGGCGAUGCUCCUCAUGUGCCAACUUGUUGAAAGAAAUACGAGACGGGUGACAGCAUUUACUUUAAUAUCUGUUUUUGCUUCGUCUUCUCCUUUGGGGGUUUUGCUCGGCGCUGUUUUGGCGGCGGAGGGAAAAUUGGCUGCCGGAAUUUGCAAUGCGUUGGGCGCCGGCACUGUACUCUACAUCGCUUCAGAGAUAUCUAUGUCAGCCUUUAAGGGCUGCAUGCGGGGCCGCUGUAUUCAAUUUUUGAUAUACUGCAGCGGGGCAGCGUUGGUGUUGGCGCUGACAUUUUUAGAUGUGGCGUUUGGUUGA
Messenger RNA from Eimeria acervulina, 1809 nucleotides. RefSeq names its product zinc transporter, putative. Gene Ontology annotation, molecular function: metal ion transmembrane transporter activity. The transcript is spliced from 9 exons. The coding region runs from base 1 to 1809 and encodes 602 amino acids. NCBI's taxonomy places the organism in Eukaryota, Apicomplexa, Conoidasida, Eucoccidiorida, Eimeriidae. The record is from RefSeq and is a predicted model, not a curated record. Gene Ontology annotation, biological process: transmembrane transport; metal ion transport. Gene Ontology annotation, cellular component: membrane.